This is a messenger RNA of Lactuca sativa (garden lettuce), 1248 nucleotides long. RefSeq lists its product as uncharacterized. NCBI's taxonomy places the organism in Eukaryota, Viridiplantae, Streptophyta, Magnoliopsida, Asterales, Asteraceae. The record is from RefSeq and is a predicted model, not a curated record.
AUGGAAUCUCUGGAUUUUUCCCCACUGCAGCCCCGAAAAAAUGCACAUGGAUUCGAGUAUGAAAAAGCUAGAACCUCGUUACUUGAUGAAUGUGUGAGAGAAGUGGAGAAGGAACUUGCACCAGUGAAAGACACGUGGUCAACGCAAGGAGUAUCGAUUGUCUCGGAUGGCUGGUCAAAUGUAAAAAAUAUGCCACUUAUAAAUGUUGCACAAAAUUCACGUGGUCUAACUUUUAUGUACGCGGAGGAUUUUUUAGGGAUUGUGAAGUCGGGGGCUGAAAUUUCUAAGUUUCUACAAGGAGCCAUUGAAGAGAUUGGACCAAGUAGUGUUCUCCAAGUCGUAACCGAUAACACGGCUAAUUGCAAGUUGGCUGGACAGGAAAUCGAAAAGGACAUGACAAAGGCAUUUACAUGGCUUUCCGACACAUAUAGGAGAGGCAAGGGUAUUGUCAAGUUUUUUGUAAACCAUACACAUGCCUUAUCUUUCUUUAGAGAAAACUCGAAAUUGCAAUUAUUGAAGGUUGCAAAAACCCGUUUUGCACCCCAUUACAUAUUGUUGAAAAGAUUAACCGAGUGUAGGGAGGCGCUUGCUACUACUAUUGUCUUAAACUCGUGGCGGGAAUGGAUCAACAAAGGGGAUGAACACACUCGGGUACUUAGUAAUAAAAUUGGUGAUACAAUCAAAGAUAAUGACUUUUGGGAUGAUAUUGAUCAUGUUUUGGUGAUUACAAAGCCCAUCUUUUACAUGAUAAAAUUUUGUGAUGGUGAAGGUCCAAAAAUGGGAGAAAUAUAUGAACGAAUGGACAACAUGAUGGGUCAAAUCAAAAAGGCUAUGACUAUGAGGGACAAUAAAUUCUCAUCAUAUUUCCCUAAAGUUAGAGAUAUUGUUGUCGCAAGGUGGGAUAAAAUGACUAUCCUUCUUCAUUGUUUAGGAUUUGCUUUAAGUCCUAAAUAUUAUGACAAAAACUAUCUUGAGAAAUUGGCACCAGGAGGCAUGGAAAGAAGACCUCCCAAUGAGGACAAAGAAGUUAUAUUUGGUGUUUUGAAAGCAUUUCAAAGAAUUUCAGAGACGGAUGAAGAAGAAAAGAAGUUAAGAGAAGAAUUUGCAAUAUUUCAUAUGAAGAAAGGAAUUUAUUCCUUGCCCGAAACGCAAGCCGAUGCCGUGACUAUGGACGAGAUUGAUUGGUGGGCGACAUAUGGAGCGGAGACUCCGAUUUUGGCGGAUGUAGCAAAAAGAGUACUCUCUUAA